Molecule: messenger RNA, 5334 nt
Organism: Knipowitschia caucasica
Lineage: Eukaryota; Metazoa; Chordata; Actinopteri; Gobiiformes; Gobiidae
Source: the annotation of a GenBank genome assembly
AUGGAAACAAAAAGAGUCGAGAUCCCAACCGCGCUAUUGGACGACCUCUGCAGUCGAUUUAUUCUUCACAUUCCAAGCGAGGAGAGAGACAAUGCCAUUCGUGUUUGCUUCCAGAUCGAGCUGGCUCACUGGUUCUAUUUGGACUUCUGCAUGCAAAACACCCCGGGAGCUCCUCACUGUGGAAUAAGAGACUUUGCAAAAGCUGUUUUUCAGCACUGUCCUUUUCUGCUGCCUAAUGGAGAAGAUGUGCAGAAAGUUAUUGAACGAUGGAAAGAAUACAAGAUGGGUGUACCAACAUAUGGGGCAAUAAUUCUGGAUGAAUCAUUAGAAAAUGCGUUGCUUGUGCAGGGUUACCUUGCAAAGUCAGGUUGGGGCUUUCCAAAGGGAAAAGUCAAUGAAGAAGAAGCUCCUCACGACUGUGCAGUCCGAGAAGUCAUGGAGGAGACUGGUUUUGAUAUUAAGAAUCGCAUCUCUAAAGACAUGUAUAUAGAACAGAAAAUUACAGAUCAGGUGGUGCGCCUUUACAUAAUUCCAGGUGUACCCAAGGACACCAAGUUCUACCCCAAAACAAGAAAAGAGAUCCGGAACAUUGAGUGGUUUCCCAUUGAGAAGCUCCCAUGUCACAGAAAUGAUAUGACACCAAAGUCCAAACUUGGACUUGCCCCAAAUAGAUUUUUUAUGGCCAUUCCAUUUAUAAGACCACUGCGAGAAAAAAUCAGUCGACUCAAAGGUGAAUCGCCGGUUAGCGAAGAGGACCUUACUCCAAUUAAAACCUCAGACAAUACACGGUCCAAGACUCGUCGCAUAAUGGGCACAGAGUUACAGGUAGAGCCGCAAUUCCGUGCGGUUCUGCACGGAAUUGCAAAACAGAUACCACAGAAAACUACAGGCCAACAUGAUCUUCAUCAAAACCUAACUGUAAAAACCAAUGGUAAGAAAAGCCAAGACUCGCCUUAUGUGAAGAAAGGAAGUGACAAUGGAUUCAGCAGUUUGCAGAAAGAUAACAAAAGACUUCAGCCCAGAAGACUACAAGACAGCUUUGAAACAGAUUUUACUCAGUUCAUUGAUCAACAGGCCGCUUCUUAUCCCGAGCAGCUGCUAUCAUCCAAUGCUUUUCUCAACUUCAAAUUUGACAAAGAGGAAAUCAUGAAAACCACAAGAAUGUCUCGUAGUGGGGUGUCAUCCAAAAGACUGGGGAAAGCCCAGGGCACACCAAAGAAGGGACGCGGGACAAAUGGUCUGAAAGAAAUUCAUAUUGAUGAAGAAGUGAAGAUAUCUGUGAACCUCUCUUUAGAGAGGUUUCGCUACAGUGACCAGAAAGAGAUGGAAUUUCCUUCAUCAUUGACAAGUACUGAAAGGGCCUUUAUCCAUCGCAUAGCUCUGUCUCUCGGAUAUAUUUCCAAAAGCAAAGGGAAAGGAUCCAAUCGAUAUCUGACCAUCAGAAAAAUAGAUGGUUCUGAAAAACCGAGGCCAACAAUGCCUCUUAUUCUUUCCCACAACUCUUUGUAUUUUAUUCGGAGUCUGCGUCAAAGAUUUCCCAUCACAAAUAAAGAACGCCAAGAUCUUCAGCUCAGCUGUAACAACGGCCAUAUGAUGGCAACCGAAGCUGGAGACGGUUGUGACAAAAACAGAGCCAGCGGCCGUUUAAACAAUGGCAUACCCAUGGUGCCCAGAAGAAGAAGUCCCACAGAUAUUGACAGUUUCAGAUGUGCUCUGCCCGUAUACGAGCGACACGAGGAGAUCGUGACACUCAUCAGAGAAAAUAGAGUCAUUCUGGUGGUGGGUGAGACUGGCUCUGGUAAAACCACACAGAUUCCCCAGUUCCUUCUUGAUGACUGCACUAAGAGGGGAGAGCCCUGUAGGAUCUUUUGCACACAGCCCAGGAGGCUGGCAGCCAUCGCUGUGGCUGAGAGGGUGGCAGCAGAAAGAGGAGAGAGUGUGGGACAAACAGUUGGUUAUCACAUUAGACUGGAGAGCAGGGUUUCUCCCAAGACACUUUUGACGUUCUGUACCAGUGGAGUAUUUCUCAGGACUCUGAUGGCAGGAGAUGCUAGUUUGACAACAGUCACACAUGUUAUUGUGGAUGAAGUGCAUGAGCGUGAUGGUCUGACUGAUUUCCUGUUGACAAAGAUGCGGGAUGUGCUUCAGAAGAUUCCCAAUCUAAAACUGAUCCUCUCCAGUGCAGCUCUUGACAUAAACCUGUUUCUUCAGUACUUUGGCUCCUGUCCCAUCCUCCACAUCAAAGGAAGGCAGUUUGAAGUGAAGGAACUGUUUUUGGAAGAUAUUCUGAAGAUUACCAGCUACAAACUUAAAGAUGUGAAGAAAUAUAAGGAGGAAAAACAGAAAAAAGAAACAAAAGAAAAGGUUUUGACAGAGUGGUGUAAAGCUGUGGAGAGCAGUUCUGGGAAAGUUGUGAAUACGGCAACGUCAGAGUUUCUACAAGACUUGGGUCGCUCAAACUCAGGGAGCAACGCUUCAUGCAAAUCUGAAGCGAAUGGCACAGAUGUCCUUAAACCAUGGCUCAUGAACGAGAUGGAUGUUUGCAUAUCCAACAUCUUCCUUGGUGAAGAUCAGGAUGCAUUUACCCAGAUCUUCAAUUUAAUUCUCCAUGAGAAUGUAAACGUGGACUACACCCACAGCGACACUGGUGCGACAGCUUUGAUGGUGGCAGCAGGCCGAGGUUGUAUUUCUCAGAUGCAACAACUCCUAAGUCUCGGGGCUGAUAUGAACAUGAAGGCCUCAAAUGGAUGGUCUGCAUUGGACUUUGCCAUGCGUUUCAACCAGAUGGAUGCAGUGGAUCUUCUCCAAUCUUCAAUACCUCUUGUUGGAGUGAAUCACACAGAUGACAGUGCUGAAGGUGCUCUGAUGCAGUGUGCAGAGCUGAGCCCUGAAGAUCAGGAGCUGCUCAAACUUUACCACCACAGCUUUGACGAUGAGUACGUCGACCUGGACCUCAUCAUGGCCCUCCUGCAUCACGUCUGCUCCACCACCAACGAAGGUGCUUUUCUUAUUUUUCUCCCCGGAUAUGAUGACAUCGUGGCACUCAGGGAUCGCAUUCUCUUCGACGACAAGCGGUUUUCUAGUCGCUCUGAGAGGUAUCAAGUGUUCACCCUACAUUCAGAUAUGCAAACCUCAGAUCAGAAAAAAGCCAUGAAGACCUCGCCACCUGGAGUCAGAAAAAUUAUCCUUUCUACGAACAUUGCAGAAACAAGCAUCACUAUAAAUGAUGUAGUCUUUGUCAUUGACUCAGGAAAAGUGAAAGAGAAAUCCUUUGAUACUUUGAGCCAUGUAUCAAUGCUGAAAACAGUUUGGGUUUCAAAAGCCAGUGCACUUCAGAGAAAGGGAAGAGCUGGACGCUGUAGACCAGGGAUUUGCUUCCAUCUCUUCAGUCGACUCCGUUUUCACAACAUGCAGGAGUUUCAAGUUCCCCAGUUGCUACGGAUGCCUCUGCAGGAGUUGUGUCUUCAAACCAAACUACUGUCUGCAACCUCUUGCCCAGUGGCAGACUUCUUGUCUAAAGCCCCGCAGCCUCCACCAACACAUGCCAUUCGAAAUGCUGUGCAGAUGCUGAAGACCAUAGAUGCAUUGGACCAACAUGAAGAUCUAACUGAUUUGGGCUACCAUCUGGCAGAUCUGCCGGUAGAGCCUCAUCUCGGCAAAAUGGUUCUUUGUGCUGUGGUGCUGAAGUGCCUAGAUCCCAUCCUGACCAUCGCCUGCACCCUUGCCUACAGAGACCCCUUUGUACUACCUGCCCAGGGCUCUCAGAAGAAAGCUGCUCUUCUGUGCCGGAAACGGUUUACCUCAGGCACCUUCAGUGACCACAUGGCCCUGCUCCGAGCCUUUCAGGCUUGGCAAAAGGCUCGCAGUGAAGGAUGGGAGCGAUCUUUCUGUGAAAAAAACUUUCUUUCUCAAGCAACUAUGGAUAUGAUACUUGGAAUGAGAACCCAGUUGCUGGGACAGUUGCGUGCCAUCGGUUUUGUUCGGGCACGAGGUGGUAGUGACAUUCGAGAUGUUAAUCUGAACUCUGAGAACUGGGCUGUGGUGAAGGCAGCGCUAGUAGCUGGAAUGUAUCCAAACCUUGUCCACAUCAACAAGGAAACCUCUCUCAUGUCAAGCAAAAAAGAGAAAAAAGUACAUUUCCACCCAACAUCAAUUUUAAGCCAAACACACUUAAAAGAGAGCACCUCAUCAAAAGGGGAGCCGGCCCUUCCAACUGACUGGCUCAUAUAUGAUGAGAUGAGCAGAGGCCAAAGAAUGGCCAGUGUCCGCUGUUGCUCGAUGGUGACCCCCGCUACUGUUGCAGUAUUUGGUGGAGGUGCCAAACUACCAAUCUCUGCUCUGCCUGAACCGGCUCCACUGAAAGAUGCCUCUGCGAACGAUACGAGCGACAGUGACUCAGAGGAUUUGGCUGAGAUGAAGCUUGAUGACUGGCUUGUUUUCCAGUUAGAUCCUGAGGCAGCGGGACUAAUGUUUGAGAUCAGACAGAAAUGGCAAAAUCUUUUCUUCAAACGGAUAAAAUGCCCGUCAAAGCCAUGGUCUCAACAAGAUGAAGCUGUCAUCCGCGCUUUGGUGUCUGUGCUUUCUGCUGAGGAGCAGAGCGUAGGAUUACAACAACCUACAGGCAUCGGCCAACGACCAAGGCCUAUGACUAUCGAAGAGGGUUUCCAGUCAACCUCCAAAGGCUCCAAGAGCAACGCUCACAGCAGCAGCACAGAUGAAAGAGAGGUCAAGAUGUGGGGAAAUUCUGCACAUUCAAAGACGCUAGUCAGUGAGGACAUCUCUCUGGCCACAAAUGCUCUCGCUGAGGAGCCGCUGUCCUCCGGUCGCCCAUCUCACUUAGACAGUCCCUUUGGAAGCCCAUGCACCUCCGCUACAAAGUGCUCGGCCCCAAUAUCGCCCCAGCCUACACUCUCCUCCAUCCGUUACUUUAUCAUGAAGAGCAAUAGCAUAAGAAACAUAGAAAUAUCUCAGCAGAAGGGAAUAUGGUCCACCACCCCGUGCAAUGAGUCCAAGCUUUCCAAAGCCUACUUGGACAACAAGUUAAUCAUCCUCAUUUUCUCUGUGCAAGGCUCUGGACACUUUCAGGGCUAUGCUCGCAUGGCAUCAGCCAUGAGCAGAGAGAGCUGCCAGGACUGGGGGCUUAUGGGACUCGGCGGGGUCUUCAGUGUUGAAUGGAUCCACAAAGAGAAUAUGCCUUUUCAGUCCACUCAACACAUCCUUAAUCUCUGGAAUGACAACAAGAAGGUCCAAAUAAGCAGAGAUGGACAAGAGUUGGAGCCCCAGGCUGGAAGUCAGCUGGUGCUAAUGUGGGAUCGACAUUUUGGAAAUUGGUGA